Molecule: messenger RNA, 207 nt
Organism: Ilyonectria robusta
Lineage: Eukaryota; Fungi; Ascomycota; Sordariomycetes; Hypocreales; Nectriaceae
Exons: 2
Coding region: 1-207 (68 amino acids)
Source: RefSeq, a predicted model, not a curated record
AUGCCAGACUCCAAGACUGUUCGCCCUCCCGUCAAAAGAACGCUCAAGCCUGCACCGCCCUCGCAGAGCCACGUGCAUUCUCCAACUUCCAAGUCUGAGGUGCAGUUUGCCCUUCCGGGAACGGUCCCAAACCCAGAGUCCAUUCAGAUCCGGACUAUAGCAGUUCCUCAACCUUUUCUUGAGCCCGCCGCAUUGAAGCGACAGUGA